GCUGCAGACGACCAGUAAUGACAAAUUCAAUUAUUUCGCCCGUGUUUGGCUGACACUUUUAAAGAAUGUUUUGUUUUCAUGGCUACACCAUGUAAUGAGCAUUGCCGUGAUAAGCAUGGAAAAGCCGUUUGUAGGGUAGCCAACCGGGAACGUCCUUGGCUAAGCUCCCUACCUUUCCCUCUUCGUUUCUCUCUGUCUCCGUUUGCCGCGUAACUAGUGAGGGAUUUUUUUUUUUUUUUUUAGGCCUACUCCGCGUGCUUAACGCUGCGUUGCGACAGUGAGCUGGUUUACUACGAAGAAUCGCAAACAAGCGGGCCAAGAUUGCGCGAGGUGAUUGCGCAAAAAAGAGCAACCGCGCGCCGCUUUCGUGAGGGUCGAUUAAUUUCGGUUCCGCUCCGUUUUCAAAAAGCCGCGCAACACGACGCUGCGAGCGUCUCGAUCGUGACUUCCGUGACGUCACAUCCGUCAACAAAAAGCACGCAUCAACAAACUGGCUGCGCUCGCUCUCUACGCUCGCUCAGCAUCGGCGCAGUUGACGGGCCCCUGACGGCGACGGCGCGGGGACCUGCGAGCGCGGAGAACGACCAGUCGCGCUUUAUUUUUGUUUCGGUUCGCUUCAUUUUGUUUUUCUCGUUUUGUUUUUCCUUCGCGCGGUGUCCGUCGGGUUUUCUUUGUUGCGAGUGGAGCGGGGACUGGUUAGACCGUCGGUGUGGUGCGAGUCGUCUUCGGCGGCCGAGAACGCCACGCGACGGACUUGCUCUCCGCUGAACGCGCUACCGCAUCAUCGAACAGCUGCGGUUUCUCGGGCUCCAAACGCUGCGGCCGCGAUGCCGUUCAUCGGUCGGGACUGGCGUUCUCCGGGCGAAGCCUGGGUCAAGACUGGAGAAGGCUGGGAAAAAAAGAAGAUCCUCGAGUUCUACUGUUGCGCCGACGAAAGUCUUGAUUCUUUGGAACAGCCUGCUGAAUACGACCUUCCGCCAUCGUCUCCACCAAACUUAGGGGGUGGAGAUGCAGGAAGCGGUGACGAGUGCCUGGACAUCGACGCCAAGCAGCGGCGCCUUUCUCAGCAGCCAUACUGCCAGAUCACACUAAAGUGCACACGAGAGGUUGCUGGCUACAACACCAUCAGUGAAGCGUUCCGUAGGCUAGACUUUCGCAAUGGCAUCAAAGAUGUGCGGCGGUUCAACUACAUCUGCAAGUUGCUGCACCUCUUGAUCACAGAAAACCUGACCACGCUGAGUGGAUGUGCAAGUCGGGUGCUGUUCACCAUGCUCGAGGAGGUGGCGUCACAAGUCGCUGACAGUCGUCAGAACACUCACAUUCUUCAGCUUCUCCUGGAAGACCUCGAGCGGACGCUGCGCAAGUACCACUGCUGGGGUCGGCCCCUGGGCUCGAGCCAGCUGUGGGAGCAGCACCUGCAGACCCUGCAGCGCAUCUGGAAUGUGCAGCGGCACAUCGACCUCUCCAACCCCAAGCCGGAUGACGACACGCCCCAGUUUCCCCAUCUGCCUCCCGAGCUGCUCAGGGAAGUUCUGCUACGUCUUGCCGACUACAGGGACCUGGCCAGCAGUGGAGAGGCGCACCCAGUGUUGGCGGCGCUGCUGCAAGAGGAGCACGUGUGGCGGCGGCUGUGCCUCUUCCACUUUGGGCCCCAGCUGGUGGAGCAGUGGCUGCAGCAGCCGCCAGAAAAGCUCGACGGCGCCCCCGGGUGGCAGCGCCUCUUCCACCGCCUCCGGAAGAAGCAUGGCCUCCGCGAGGAGUACGCAGAUAGCCUGCUGCUCUGCCGCUACUGUCGAUGCCUCUUCUGGAAGUCGUUUGGCCACCCCUGCCUCAACUCUUCACGAGAGGAGGCCGCGGAGGAGGCCAACAGUGGUGCUGUGAUGCCGACAAGCGCAUUGCCCAUGUGCAUUCCCGUCACCCCUCAGGCGUUUCUCCAGUUCUUCUCGCUGUGAAAGGUGGUGGUCUGCCAAUGCCAAUGUUGUUCCAGAACCAGAGCUGUUGCCGUUCCAGAGAACGGUGCUGGCAGCUGACGACGCAAGUGCUGCCACGGCAUCGGCAUGUCGUUUCCCUCCUGUCCACAUUGAAAAGGCAGCCUACUCAAUCUUGUUGUCUUUACAUUUUUUGGCUCUUAUCUUGUCAGCACUUUUGGUCAGAGUGCGUUGCAUGCCCGCAGAAGGGGCAUGUCAGGUUUUUUGUCAAGUUGGAAAAGGGAGUCGUUCUUGCCACGGUGUCAUUCAUUGGUGUUGCUUCCGGACAGCAUUACCUUGUCACUAUAUGCAGGCUUGGAGCUAGGAUUGUUCCUUUGCGGUGUUUGGUUAUAACAUGUUUUACGUGUUACCUGGCGCGGUGCAGUUGUACCAGGCUGUACUGUAGUCACAUAUCAGUAAUCAUUGUCAUUCUCUCAUGAAAUCGCUGGCUUUAGUGCUGUGUGGCAGAUGCCUUUAUGUCGGCAACACUUUCAUGCAUUUCUCUUUAUCAAGAGGACUGUAACCUAGAAUGCCAUUAUACUGAAAGGAAGUGCACCUUAAAAUAGUGAUGAUUACUUUUGUCAUGUAAAAAUUAGAAACAUGCACUAUCCUGUCUAUAUUGCAGCCAUCUGGUCUUACAGACAAGGCAGUGUACAUUCAUGGCAUGCAUGAUGUUAUUAGAAAGCAUGUCAAGUGUCUCCUACCAUUUGGAGAGCAAUAGCCUCAUUUUUGAAGGACUCGUUGGUUGAAUAUGUUACUGAAAAAUUAGUCAGUUAAAUUAGUCUGACAACUCAUUCAAAAUUGAUGCCAUCUAGGACUGUAUUUUCAGCCUGUCACUUUUGGGGAUUUCACUCUCAGUGCAUGUACCAUUGGAUAAGCCGGCAUACAUCUUUGGAUGCUUGUCCCUCCAAAUGAGGCAUCGUAUUGGACGUUGAGGCAUGCAAAUGAGAAUGUGUUCCUGAGUGUAAUUGAUCAAUAACAUACAUCCCAUCUUUUUAUAUAUAUAUAUAUAUAUAUAUGUACAGUUUACUGUCGUUACAACGGACCCUGAUAAUCCUACAAAAAAUGUCCGUAAUAUCAAAAGUCCGUAAUGUCAAAAGUUUGGAAUAUCCAAAACGCCUCACUUCCGAAAUUUUGGUCGCGAUGUCUAACAACGUUAUCACAAAAAAUUAGUGCUGAACGUGCAAAGUAAAAAACAAACAAAGUCGCAGUUUUGCCCAACAGGCGAAACAUUGAUUGUGAGAGCAAAUUAGUAGACAGCUAUGUGAAGUAAGGUUUUAGCUCGCUCAAUAACCGCGGAAAGUCACUGUCAAAAAGUUGGAGUGAGUAAGCGCGGCAGCAGCAGCAAGUGAAUUGACCUUCGUGCUAUCUUGCUUGAACGCGAACUAAACGUCGAAAGCACAGCACAUACGAAGCUACCGGCACUAGGCAUACUUUGUCCACAUCGCAGGUCGCUUUCAAUAUAUGGCAGCCGUGUCGUAAGCAGCAGCCACCAGAGAAGAACCCCCCCCCCUAUUCCUUAACACCUCCGGUUCCUCGCGCGCGGAUGAAGACUACAUGUUUAUGCCCCGCCUACCUCUCUUGUGCAUGCGAUAUUGAGCCGCAAUCGUUGGCUGACCCUCGCAAGUCAGAUGUCGGCCCGUGUCGACAUGGCAAAAGUGUUUUAUACGCCUGACUUUGAAAAAAAUUACUGCUAAUUUCGUCUGCUGUAGCUGAUAGUCCGUUGUAGUGUGGUUCGUUAAAAGCGAACUUCGUUGCAUUAAUAAAAUAGGUAGAAUAAACUAAAGUUGAAAUAUGGUCUGUUAUAUCCGAAAAUCUGUUGUGUACGGGUUCGUUGUAACGAGCGUAGACUGUAUCUAGGUAGCUAAAGCUUGUUGCUGGGUGAGUUGGUCAUAUAGUUUGUUGCCGAGUUACUGGAGCCAAGGGGACACAUAGAAUAACGCUCAGUGUUCUCAUCUACAUGUCAUGUACUUCAAUUGCGUCAAUACUUGCCAGCUCGUCUAAAGUCGAACGUCUUUAUAAUCCAGUACUCACGGCCUCCGAAAUCAUUUCUUGCACAGGUCACUUCGUUGUAAAGGUCGCGCACUGCGCAGCUCAUGAUAGAACCGGGACAGAAAUAUUGCUUCUUUAUUCAGGUCAUAUUGUUGUACAGGUGCUGGACUGUGCCUGUUUAGUAUGACAGUAAACUAAAAUUAAUUCAAUGAAACCUGUAGGUUCCACUGAGACAUGGCCCUGCAAGCCUACGUAACAUUCCUUUAAGAAGUUGUAGUUUGUGCUAUGGGUAGUGUUUUGAACGUUUGCGAGUUGUGAUAUCUGUACUGGUCAAUAAUGUCAAUACUGAAUGGCACUCCUGCUUAAAAGUCUAGUUGAGGGUCUAGGUUAUAGAUUUCUGAACGUUAAACAAAUUUGCGUGUAGCAAGGCUGCACUUUCACUGCGCAGGGUCAAUAACGUUUUGAUGAAGUGUUUCGUUCCCAGAAAAUUCAUUGUUUAAGUCAUUGCCUGCCGUGAAAAGGAAAGAGGUUCUGUUAAGUGUCGAAAGUUCUAUGUUUUCUUUAUCCUAGUCUGUUAUGGAACAUGCCUGCAGCUUUUACUGGUGCAUAUCAAGGCUGCUACUAGAGUGAACACAGCCAAAGAAAAACAGUUAAAAAACAAAGAAUGCAACAAGAUGGUUUAACAUUGGAUCUCGGCAGAAACGCUGGCAUCUGACUCCGCAUGUCAGUGCUGUGGGGUAGAGGUUAUGUUGGAACCUUCUCCCAGCAUUGUAAAAUUGGAAGCCAGUGGAAUGGAAUCGUGGCAAUAGCGCCGCCUGAAACUUGUUUCCAACUGAGCCCCUGUUAUGAUCACCGGUGCUUUAGAGUUUGUACAUAUGUAUGUAGGUUGGUAUAUGAGCUAUAUUUUCUAUACAGAAAUCUUAUUUCAGUAUUUAAAAGGUAUAAAAAAUAAUGAACUUAAAAAAAAUGUAUAUUCAUACAUUUGUCUGCAAGCUGAGAGUGUUCAGUGGAGCAAAGAAAGGAAUGAACACAUCAGCGCUGUGGAACGCGAGCUGUUGAAUGUUGAAGAGUUUGUGUGAAAUGUAAAUGUUGAUGAAACUUGCAUUCCCUCCCCACCCCCCUCUUUAUUACCUUUUUUUUUUUUUGUCAGUUACUUCUCGUAGCUCUCUACACUCCAAUCCCAAAGGGAAAGAGUAGCUUGCGAUUAAAGGCAAUCCACUUGAAUUUUGGUCCACUUCGCAUGGUAUGUUGCGGACAAAAUGGCGGUAUGUAAGAACUGAUGUGUAGUAACAGUAGCUGCACAGCUGUGUGCUGAAGAUUGAGCAAUGUGGCCCUCAGCUUUCCAUUAUUUGCCACACAAAUGUUUGCUGUGCAUAUCCUGAAACAAUGCUUGCACCCAAGGAACAGCAACUGCUAGUGAUGAAUCUUCCGUGCUUUAAGAGCAGCAAAUGAGCUGUGGUCUGUUGCGCUGGCAUCUUUCCGCGCACCUAUGCAAUGCAUUGACAUAACUUCAGCCGCCACUUACAGCUAGAGCACCAGGAAAGGGAGAGCCACACAUUAUUGUGCUCCCUAUCACAGUGUACUGGACUGUACAAACAAAUGUAAGCUUGUGGGGUCGUGCUAGAGGACACAGACUGUUAUUGAGGCACACAAAGACAUACUUGCGAAGACCUCACCAAGAGUCUGUGUCUUAUCCACGCUUAGUAUGAAUUACCAACUCGGCCAUAGAAGCAGCACUCUUAACCCUUUGUGGUCAUGAGCAUUUAUCCAAUUUGUGGUCAUUCCAGAUUUCACACGUUUCAAUGCCACACAGAAAAAGUUUUUGGGUAAACAAAGGCAUGCUAAGUGAUUUAUUUCAGAAAAAAUUUGGGUAUUCCCGAGGCUCUCAACAGUGCUUGAGUAGUGUGUAGUGGGGCUCGAAGCACUCUCCUGGCUGGAGGCCAGGAUUUACACUGCAGAUCUCUAGGAACCUCAUUGUUGCUUUCUUCUAAAGUGCUGUCAUUCGAGGAUGUUUUCUGACCACCGGAAGGUGAACUAUAUUAAUCCUCGGCCCUAGAAUCAUCAUCUGAUUCACUGAACUUGGAGGAAUUUCUCCCACAAGAUGCAUGUGCCGAAGACGUCACGGUUCUGUCAAUGUUUCACUCCAGGAAUUUCGCAAAAAUUUCCUCAAGCAAUGAAGAAAGGGAAAAGAAGUGCUGCCUUCAUCUGACGACAUUAUGAAGUGCAAAACUAGUCAAAAAAGUUUCAGAAAGCUAGCGCUACCAACCCAAAUAACCAGCGAACAUGAGCACGCAUGCAUAUUGGGUGCUUUGUGACCUGUGGCCAAAACCAAUAUUUUAACACAAAAGUGUUUUAUGCGGGGCUCCACCAUCAACUUCCUGUUAUGGCUGUGACAUCAACAGAAACACGUAAAAUAUGCUUUCUUGACAGAAAUGGUGCCGCCAUCUAGGAGCGGUGAAGCGAAAUAGUGCAUCAUGACACUAACGAGCGCCAACAGUGAGCGCUUUGGUAGACUUCGGAGGCUCCAACAUGGUGUAGCCUGGUGUAGGCAGUGUAUGCCUUCUGCUGAGGUGAUGACACAGUUUCCAACAUUAUUUGUCUUUUGCAUCCGAUUAGCCUUCGAUGCCUUGUCGCCUACAGAGUGCAGCUUCAGCAGGCAUCAGCAGUGCUUACACACCAUCUACUGCUUCACUUGCGAUGACACCAAGAAAACUGCUGUGCUAAUCGGCACAGAAAGGCAACGACGUCAACAGGUGAAUCUCUCUUUGAUUUGGCAAGAGACACUGCCAGCAUGAAGUAGAACGCUUUCGCUGCAAACUCUGCCACUCGCAUUCCUGAAGCUGAGCGCGUUGCAACUCAACUGGCUGCACAGGACAAUACGGAGCCGAACCAAAAUGCUCGUACUUUCGCCGAAGCAACUCUGCAGCAUGACGCCGCGUGCCAACAGGACAGGACACCGCACGCCAAGCAAACCUGCAACACGGUUGCCAACCCGCAAAUCGUGAGCCUUUCGCUGCAACGGAUUGUGAGUUCAUGUAGCAAACAUGCCACAGCUAUGUAAAGACACGUUUCACUUUCGUGUUCUACCGAUUCCUAUGAAAGGGAUCAACCAUAACUUUUUUUUUUGCGUGGCAGGAAGGGCCCGACAUAUGAUCACGAAGGGUUAAGUGUGAAUGUGAAGAAGAUUGAAAAACAUUAAAAUGUACUGGGAAAUGCUGAAAAUUUUAGCCAUCAACAGAAUAAUCACUGUUGGCAAGAAUUUUUUGUUUGAAAAUUGCAUUAUUCACGGUCUGCAAGCACAUGAGGCAAAAUAAAGUACACUGAAAUACCCGAGUGGAAGGGUGCGGAAGCUUUUAGUCUAGACAUGAGAGGAAAAGCUAUUAUGCUCGCAUUUAUUCAACAUUCACUAGUGAGGCAGUUCUAGCAGCUGGACAGUUGCAGGUCAUGUAUUUGCUACAAGACCUUGUGUACAUUCUAAAAAAAAAAAAAAUGUAAUCUAAAACAGCAGGUGCCAGUUCACUGCAAAGAACUACUACAUGUAUGAGGACGAGAAUGUACGAAAUGAAUUUGUCUCUCACAAUAUGUUGCUUAAAGGACCCCCCUCGCCAGAUGGAAAAAUUUGGUUAUGCAGUCUGAAGGUUUUAAAGCACCAUCCAGGAAUUGUUCUGAAAAAAAAAAAAAAAGGUUGUUUAAUAAUAGCAGAGAUGGAAGCAGAUGAAAUAUACCAGGGUGGUGGUGCGAGGAGGUCAACUCCCCCCUCAGCAGAGGCUCUCUAACGUUGCCUUGACCACUGUACACAAGCGACAUUCCUUCCUUGCCUUUAGCCAUAUCAAAGCCAAAGGCUCACAAAAUGUUUGUCAUGGUCCCUGCCUCAUUUGUUUUUCUUCGCCUUCCUUCAUUAUUAUUGUUAUUAUUUUUUUAUCACUGCAUAGUGCAUUUCUUAUGGCCGUCUUGGGCACUCUGCUAUUCGUGGGGAUCCCCAAACUGUUUGUGUUGCUCCUGGAUAUUUGUACGGCACAGUGUGUGUGAUACAGAGGCAGCUGCCUGCGAUGUCGUCAAUGCUGGCAGAGGGAGUAGCACCUCUGAGAAGAACAGGCGUGGGCUUUCAUUUGAAUUUUUGGCUGUUUUUGCAGCGUACAUUUGUGUAGUACUUGGCAGUAACAAUCACCACCAUGGGAUCUAUGCACUGUAGAGCUUCCUACAAAAAUUACUAGAGGGAACUGCUGUAGCAAUUGUUCAGAUAGUGCAGGAAUAGUGGCUUUGCCUAAUUUUCGUGUUUGUGGCUUCGUACGCUCUUGUGGCGUUAUUUCUCAUGCUUUCUUUAUCUCUCCAAGUUUCCAAGAAAUCUUUAUAUUUAUUUUUUUCUGAAUGCAUGAAGACAAUAAGCUUCUCCAACCAUAAUCAUUGCAAAUUGUCGUACUUAUAAUACAAUAUUUAGUCGAAAAUGACGAAUUUGCAAAGUCGCAACGCCACUUCAAGCCAUUAGGACAAAGUCAUGCAAAUACACUUUCUACCCGUCAUUUCCAUGCUAGCUUAACCGGCUGUAUUUGCAGACAUAUAGUGGCAGAGUUCUGUCUUGUAUUGUAAUUUUUAUAGGAAACUCUGUGCCAUGAAUAAUCUGUUUUGCAAUGGCCAAACCUCUUUGGGGCCUUUGAGUGGUAUGGUUAACUAAAUGCUUGAACCACGCUGCGUUAAAUGGCAGUGCCUCAGUCCCACAAUGCAGUGUGACAUUGUUUUCUCCUGCUGGCUUCUAGUGUAUGUUUUUAAGGUCCCUGUAAGGUCUUGCUGUGAUUCCUCGACGGAGCAUCAGAAACUAGCCGGCUUUCACUUCUUCGUCGAGCUGACGGCACAGGGUUGGCAAUCUUUAUUCCUAACUAGCUCCUUGUUGUGUUUUACUGUGUUGCUUUGCACAUUGUUAGCAGCACCUUUAUUCAACACACGUGCUGUCUCGGGAUUUGUUACUUUGUGGAAGCGUAGCCUUCCCUUCUUCUCACUGUAGAUCGCACUGAAAUAUUAUCAAAGACAAAGGUCUAGAGCUUUUAGCCACAGGCUAUAGUUUUGUUGUUUUCUUGGCACAAGAAGACAAGGGAAAGCCUUGGCAUGUUUUUGCACCAAACUGUGUGUACACAGCAGAAGCUGCUGUUGUGCCAACCUUGGCUCGUGUUUGAGCAUACCAAGAAAAUUGCGUUCCCGUGAAUUUGACAGGAGAGACCAGUUAAAUGUAGUCCUGGCAAGUUGGAUACAUGGAGCUCAACAAAAUGUCACGAGUUUCCAAAGUGGUGCAAUGCAAAGGUCACAAUUUUAGAAAUAUGGAAUUCUUACGUCGUGUAUCUGUGCUCGAUACUAGCAGCUCGGGCAUCAAGUUGGCAACUACCGUUUGUAAGUUGCAGAACUGCUCGAAAUUUGUGCUGUUGUGAGACUAGUGCAGUAAAUACAAGUGAUUCUUUCCUUGGAGUUGUAAGAGAGAGAGAAUUCUGGUAGAUGUGUGAUACACAGCAGGUGAUUUGUAAGACACUGCUUCGGCUGCCUAUGUCUCCUCAGCAUUUCGAUCGUGCUGGACCCUCUCUUUGCAAAUUUCUGUGCAGUGCGUGAAUGUAAAGUCCGCGAACAGUGUGGCCUGAUAACUCUCUCAUCCCAAGUCAACUUAUACAGUUGUCUAGUCAAAGUGGCAUAUCCAAUGUCCUUCUAAUGACAACGCAACUCUUUCCCACCACAUAGAAGAGCCUCCACCCAAAUAAAAGCUUUCUUUCUUUUUUUUUAAAUGGAGCACAGUGUGAAGAUGGCUGUUGCUUCGUGCAAACAACCAAAUAUUAUCAAGCUGGUUUUGGAUUUCUUAAUUUAGACAGCUUUCUGUGAAAGUUACUUGUUGUUGUUUGUCAUUGAAUGUGCUAAGAUGAAGUGGUAUGUACCCGUGUGAACAAGGAGUGGAAACUUCUUGUGCAGCUUGAUCUGUUAUAUGACUAUCUCAUUUUGGUUUGAUGUUAGAGGUGAAUUUAGGUGAUAGGUGGAUACAUGUUAUUUUUGUCCAACACUUUUAGAUUUAGUCUUUCUUAAUUUUAGUCCCUAUAGGUCUUAGAGUAUACUCAUUGACUGCAUAUAUGGCUGUCAUUUUUGUUUGUACAGUGUUUACAGUUAAUUAUAGUUGACUAAUAUGCCUAGAGAAUAGUUAAUUACAUGUUAAGGCAGCUUUUCUGCCUUUUCAGCUCGAGUGUGGAGUGGAUAUCAAAAGCAGUUCUCUACAAAAGAUUGUUUUAUCAAAUGUGCAAUUGUCUGCUGAAGUGUUUUGCCUUCGAAUCCGUCUUUAUGCUGUGUAAUCAAGUUGGAUAUGGUCUAUACAUAACUUAUGUUUCUAUGUGUAUAAUAUAAACUAAUCCCGUACUGCCUUGCUGACACGUGCUUGUAUGUUGCCAGCUUACUAGGUGUGAUGCAGUGCCUAUGUGUACAGAUAAACAAUGCAUACAUUGUACAGUUUAAAUCAUAUUUCUUCUUGGUUUCUUUUUCGUGGAUACUUAUAUUUUUUUCUCCCAAAUAUAUUUCUCCGAAAUGUCUGUCGACCUAUAAUGUUACUUCAACAAGUCAUGUAUGUGAUCCAAGCUGGUAAAUGCAUAUAUAUAUAUAUAUACUCAAAAAUAUAUUUUGCUUUAUGGUAUUAUAUGUUUUAAAAAAUAAAGCGUAUGUCUCUACCAUCAAA
Dermacentor andersoni is the source of this 10650-nucleotide messenger RNA. Its product is annotated as F-box only protein 25. Lineage: Eukaryota; Metazoa; Arthropoda; Arachnida; Ixodida; Ixodidae. The record is from RefSeq and is a predicted model, not a curated record. Gene Ontology annotation, biological process: protein ubiquitination. Gene Ontology annotation, cellular component: nucleus; SCF ubiquitin ligase complex; cytoplasm. Gene Ontology annotation, molecular function: protein binding.